Messenger RNA from Cylas formicarius (sweet potato weevil), 849 nucleotides. RefSeq names its product zinc finger protein 484-like. Gene Ontology annotation, cellular component: nucleus. The transcript has 4 exons. Gene Ontology annotation, molecular function: RNA polymerase II transcription regulatory region sequence-specific DNA binding; DNA-binding transcription factor activity, RNA polymerase II-specific. Lineage: Eukaryota; Metazoa; Arthropoda; Insecta; Coleoptera; Brentidae. Gene Ontology annotation, biological process: regulation of transcription by RNA polymerase II. The coding region runs from base 1 to 849 and encodes 282 amino acids. The record is from RefSeq and is a predicted model, not a curated record.
AUGCUUCAUUGCGGGCAGUGUUCCAGACUGUACAGCACCAAGAGAGCGUUAAAUUUUCACGUCCAUAACGAGUGCCGAAAAGGCAAGGACUACGGAUGCCUAUUUUGCACGUACAAAGGGAAACGUGCCUACCACGUGAAAAGCCACUGCAAAAAUAGGUCGCUGCAUCUGACAGUGUUUGAUUGCGGUAGAAAUUUGCGCGGUUGCGGGUCCGGAUCGACGAGCGAUGUUGAUUUUCCUACCGUUUUAGGCGAGCCGAGGCUAACUUGCAAAAAAUGCGGAAAAACUUACAAGAAUAGGAGCACGCUGCUUUAUCACAUCAAGUACGACUGCACUACCGAGAAAACCGUCAAGUGCGCAUUCUGCGAACAAACGUUCAAAAGAGCUUACGACUUUGAGAAACCAGCUGUGCCAUACAAACCUCCGGCUUAUCCCAAGGAACCCACCAAAUGGCACUGCUCCUCCUGCAACCUAUAUUUCUUCACGCGGAACCAGCGGAGAACUCACAUGAAAUUUAACUGCAUCCAGACUGUGUGUCCGCUGUGUUGCCAGAGGUUUAAGUGGAAAAAAGCUCUAGACGAGCAUGUCCGCGUCGAGCACUUCGAACAAAGUUUUGUUAUGUACGCGCCCCGGCAUUACAUGUGCCCCAACUGUCACAAAAUCUACGCCAAAAAAUCAACGAUGGUGCGUCACAUGAAGUACGAGUGCGGUAAACUACCGAGGUUCGGAUGCGCGAUGUGCGGCUACAGGGGUUACCAAAAAACUCACGUGGAGCGCCACCUAUCUAGGAAGCACGACGUCCUGUUGAAACCGGACAUCAAUAAGAACAUCGUUAUAUUCAGCAUAUGA